AUGAGGAAAUUGAGGGCCAAGGAGAAGAAAUGGGCCGUGGAACCUAGGAGCCCCGGGGGCACCUCGCUGGUGAACUCGGGGAGCCAUCCCACAGUCAGUUGGACCGGGCCAGGCCCCGCCUCCUCCAAGAAGCCUUCCCAGUGCCCUGCCCAGGCGUGUGCGGGUCCCACAUUCGGAAUGGCCUCCACCCGGCCCCGCCUGUCCUCGGAGCCUUGGCCCAGAGAGGGUGCGGAGCCACCCAAGCACCGGGGGGCAUCGCCCUGGCAGAGGCCGGGGCCGCCGCAGGGAGGCGCCGCCCGAGCCUCAGCAGAUCCUGGCUCCGCCGCCAGCGCAGCCGCCGCCGCCGCGGCCUCCAAGCCCGCAGUCUCCGCCCCGCCUCCCUGGAAUUCGGAUCCGGCCCGGAGGGGGCGGGCGGGGCCACACGCUCUUAAAGGGGCCGCGUGGUUCCCGGACAGGCAGAGAGAUAUGGGGGAGGAGCUGGAAUCUCCUGACGAGCCGCAGGCAGAGAACUAG
Molecule: messenger RNA, 513 nt
Organism: Chrysochloris asiatica (Cape golden mole)
Lineage: Eukaryota; Metazoa; Chordata; Mammalia; Afrosoricida; Chrysochloridae
Product: homeobox protein cut-like 1-like
Exons: 2
Coding region: 1-513 (170 amino acids)
Source: RefSeq, a predicted model, not a curated record